AUGGUAGGCCUCGGUAAAGUCAGCAAUGGUGACAAGCCAUACCAGCUCCAUCUCGUGGUCAUAGGCGCCGGUCUCGCCGGCCUUUCGGCAGCAAUAACUACAAGUCUUGAAGGCCACCGCGUGACCGUGCUUGAGAAAGUAUCGCAACUACAGGACGUAGGCGCCGGUCUUCAAGUGACGCCAAACGCCACGCGCCUGUUGAAACGCUGGGGUCUUUUCGAUGAGCUACGCAAACGUGCCGCUGCGCCGUCGUCCUUGACCGUUCGCCGGUACGACGGUAGUGUCAUGCUCGCGCAAGAGGACAGCUUUCAGGAGAAGAUGCAGGAUAAGUACGAUGCGCCCUUCUGGAAUCUCCACAGGGCGGACUUGCAGAAGGCUCUCGUGGGCCGAGCAAUCGAGCUUGGUGUUGAGAUCCGACUCGAUUCUGAGGUGAUCGAUUUCGACUUCUCUGCAGCAACGGUGAUGCUAAAGGGGGGAGAAAUGGUACACGGCGACGUCCUUCUGGCCGCAGACGGCUUGUGGUCGCGUAGCAGGAGCCUCUUCAUGCAGAAAACAAUCCUCCCGAGCCCGACCGGCGAUCUCGCCUGGCGCAUCAUCCUCAACCUCGAAGACCUGAAAGACCCGGAGCUCGUCGAGUGGGUGUCGAAGCCGACGGUCAACUUCUGGAUCGGUCCCUAUGCCCACGCGGUGGGCUACUCUGUCAGGGGCGGGAAGCAAUUCAAUCUCGUCCUGCUCUCGCCCGAUGAUCUUGAGAAAGACUUGAGCAGAGCGGAGGGCAACCUUGAUGAAAUGAAGAAAUUGUUUGCAGCGUGGGAUCCAAUCUUGAUGAAGUUCCUUAAAUGCGUGCAGAGUGUGGACAAGUGGAAAUUAAUGCACUGUCCCACGCUCGACCAGUGGAGGAAUGAUAAGGGGAAUUUUGUCAUGGCCGGCGACGCCUGCCACCCGAUGCUCCCCUACCUCGCUCAAGGCGCCAACUCCUCUCUCGAGGACGGCGCCGUACUCGGACGCCUCCUCGGCCACGUCAGACACUCCGCCGACGUUCCUCACGCCAUUAAGCUCUACGAAUACCUGCGGAAGGAGAGAAGCCGCACCAUUGCGCUUGAGACGUUCAAGCAGCGCGAGGUCUUCCACUUGCCUGACGGGGAGGCACAGCAACAACGCGACGCCGUUUUCGCCGCCGCCAUGGUCAGCGGGCCCACACCCGCCUUCAGUAGCCGCUGGACGUGUCCAGCCUUUCAGCCCUGGCUUUAUGGUUAUGAUGCGUACGCUGAGGCUGAUCGGGCGUUUGACGCGACGAAGCAGUAA
Messenger RNA from Penicillium manginii, 1305 nucleotides. Its product is annotated as FAD binding domain protein. The coding region runs from base 1 to 1305 and encodes 434 amino acids. NCBI's taxonomy places the organism in Eukaryota, Fungi, Ascomycota, Eurotiomycetes, Eurotiales, Aspergillaceae. Gene Ontology annotation, molecular function: monooxygenase activity; FAD binding. The transcript is spliced from 6 exons. Gene Ontology annotation, biological process: secondary metabolite biosynthetic process. The record is from RefSeq and is a predicted model, not a curated record.